Aethina tumida (small hive beetle) is the source of this 2081-nucleotide messenger RNA. RefSeq names its product equilibrative nucleoside transporter 3. Gene Ontology annotation, biological process: nucleoside transmembrane transport. The record is from RefSeq and is a predicted model, not a curated record. The transcript is spliced from 8 exons. Gene Ontology annotation, molecular function: nucleoside transmembrane transporter activity. Bases 728 to 1969 code for a protein of 413 amino acids. Gene Ontology annotation, cellular component: plasma membrane. NCBI's taxonomy places the organism in Eukaryota, Metazoa, Arthropoda, Insecta, Coleoptera, Nitidulidae.
AAGCAUAACCGGGAAGUUACCUUGAACCGUAACUUACCAAUGGUACCUCGCCAAUAAGGUUUACUUCAGUCAUAACUGUGAAAUUGUCUAUAGGCAUUACCGAGAAGUUGAAUCGGUGCGCAGUUACAUUGAGUUUUGACUUGACGGUUAUAUCCUUGACUAAUACUUUGUCCGUGACCCUUAGAUUGGUUUCUCUGGUUACACCCUUGAUUCAGAACUUGGUUUCUAAGUGUCUUGUAUAAUAAUUUGAUUUUCCUGAUUAUAUAUUUGAUUCAUGAGUUCCCUCCCUUUUCAAGAAUCCCUUGAUGACCCACAUUAGGAAUAUAUUGUUGGUUUCUUCCAGGAAUAUAUUUUUGGUUCCCUCCCGGAAUAUGUAUGAGUCCCUCUUUGAAAGUAUUUUUGUUUCUAUCCUGGAAUGUAUUGUUGUUUAGGAUUAACUUGAUAGGAACCUUCAGGAAUAACUAGAUCUUUGGCAUUUUGUUGCAUUCGAUAGAAACAAAACGUUAUCAUUCACGAUAACUUUUUUUAUAUGUAAAUCCUUGAAUUGCUUCAUUUUUGACAGUGAGUCACAAAAUUCCUUUAAACUAGUUCCAUCUGGAAUUAGCAAUAAUACUGCCUGAUUCAUAUUAUCAAAGAGAGAUUUAUCGAUUUUGUGCGAAUACAUUGUUCAUAUAGUGUUAAAGAAGCUGAAUGCCAAAGACUUAGACGUGAGGAUCAACCCGACAUCAUGACAUCCUCACCAAGAGACAAGUAUUUUUCCACAUACAUCCUAUUUUAUACAUUGGGGAUGAUAAGUCAAAUGCCCAGCAAUUUUUUUAUAACAGCGAACUCAUAUUGGAUGUACAAAUUUAGAAACACAUCGAUACCUUUCGAUCCCCAUGAGAAGGAGAAAAAAGAUUUACAGGCAACAUUCACAUCCAACUUUUCUAUAGUUGCAAAUGUUGUGUCUUUCGCUUUUAUCAUUAUUACCGUGAAAUUUGCGAAGAAAAUAUCAGUCAGCACAAGAAUUAUUGGCUCAUUAUGUGCUGAAAUGGUGCUUUUUAUGAUCACCAUAGUUUUUGUCAAUGUGAAUAGUGAUUCGUGGCAAUAUGGAUUUUACAUUUUCACGUUGAUCACAGGAGUCCUGUUAAAUGGAUCGAGCGCAGUAUGCUUGAUUUCCGCCUUCCAACUCUCCUCGAAGUUUCCUCAAGCUUACGUAGCGGCUCAGUUAACAGGUCAAUCGGUUUGCGGCAUUUUCGCCGCCCUAAUCCAAAUACUGGCGUUGACUAACGGCAUAGAAAGAGUCAUACCGAACGCCUUCAUUUACUUUUCGACCGCCUUGCUCGCCAUAUUAGCCACUUUAAUGUUUUACGGAUACAAGAAACGAUAUUCGGAGUUCUUCAAUUACUACGAAAAUUUGGAGGUUCAAACGCAAAACACGGGAUUGCCGUUUUCGAAGGAGAAUGUUUUACGGGUUUUGAAAAAAAUGAAGUUUUUGUUAUUCUCCAUGAUUUUCAUUCAGGGUGGAACGAUAAUUAUUCAUCCUGGAUUAACCGCCAACGUGGUGUCUGUUGGUGAAGACAGCAAAUGGAACACAACAUUUUUCGUGCCUGUGAUAACUUAUUUAAUGUACAAUAUUUGUGAUUUUGCCGGAAGGGAAGCUUCUUUAAGAAUCAAACAACCAACAAAUGAUAAAAUUCUCUUCAUCUUAAGUACCUUGAGGUUAAUAUUAAUUCCAUUAUUGAUGCUGUGUAAUGCACAACCAAGACAUCACACUUCUGUGGUGUUUAACUCGGACACUUGUUAUAUUAUUUUCAUGUUUAUUUUUGCAAUAACGAACGGAUAUUUAUUUAAUUUAACUAUAACAGCACUUCCUUCGGUGAUAACAUUGGAAGAGAAAAAGAUUGGUUUUACAGUGCUUAUUUGCGUUCUAGUCGUCAGUUUGGCAUGUUGUGCCAUGUUAAACAGUGCAGUCCUAAAAAUAAUUUAAGUAAAACAACAAAAUGUAAUAUUAAAUAUUUAUUGCAAUUGUUUUAUUAAUUUUUUAUUGAACGAUCGUAAUAUUUUAUUAUUUACAGAAUAAAGAAUAGAAAUCUUCAUUA